Phragmites australis (common reed) is the source of this 1556-nucleotide messenger RNA. Its product is annotated as mRNA cap guanine-N7 methyltransferase 2. The coding region runs from base 281 to 1312 and encodes 343 amino acids. The record is from RefSeq and is a predicted model, not a curated record. Lineage: Eukaryota; Viridiplantae; Streptophyta; Magnoliopsida; Poales; Poaceae. Gene Ontology annotation, molecular function: mRNA 5'-cap (guanine-N7-)-methyltransferase activity. The transcript is spliced from 12 exons. Gene Ontology annotation, biological process: 7-methylguanosine mRNA capping. Gene Ontology annotation, cellular component: nucleus.
ACCGUGACUCGGCCUCUUGCUCGCGGAUUCGCCUGCUCUGCCUCUCUCGGGCACGAACCCUAACUGCGGGAACUCGCGAUUUGCGAAGGGCAGCGACCGCGGCGACGGGCAAGGAGGGCGGUGGCGCGGCGCAGCAAGGCCGCUACCAGCUUCGUGCUUUAGCUCUGCGCCCGGCGCGGGUGCGAGGCUGGGGGCCGGCGGGCGGGGCGCCUAGAGCGGCCGAGGUCCGAGGAACAGGGCGGGCAAGCCGCAAGCAGCGGGAAGCGCGGAGAGAUAUCACAUGGCGGUGACGCCACAUCAUCGGCUAUAUGAGUUCGCUAAAACCGCACUUAUCAAAAUUUUUGCCUUUCCUUAUGCCACGGUCUGUGACAUGUAUUGCGAUGGUGGAGUUGAUACAGACAAGUGGUGUGAUGCCCAGGUCGGCCACUACAUAGGAAUCGAUGCCUCUGCAUCAGGUGUCAGUGAUGCCCGUGAGCUAUGGGAGAACAAGAGGAAACCUUUCACUGCUGAGUUUAUCAAGCUGGAUCCUUCUGAUGAUGACUUCGAAGCUCAAUUGCAAGAAAAGGGCAUCCAAGCGGAUAUAGUUUGCUGUAUGCAGCACUUGCAGUUAUGCUUUGAGAGUGAGGAACGGGCAAGGAAGCUUCUGAAUAAUGUAUCGUCACUACUCAAACCUGGAGGCUACUUUUUUGGCAUGACUCCUGAUUCAUCUACAAUAUGGACAAAAUAUCAAAAGAACGUUGAGGCUUCACAUAAUAAGGGUCUGAAGACUGUUCCAAAUAGCGUUCGGUCGGAGAACUAUACCAUUACCUUUGAAGUUGAGGAAGAAAAGUUUCCUUUCUUCGGAAAGAAGUACCAACUCAAAUUUGCGAAUGAAGCAGUGUUUGAUAAUCACUGCCUGGUCCACUUUCCCAGCCUUAUGAGGUUGUGUUUAAACAGAUUAGCACGGGAGGCUGGACUGGAAUAUGUGGAGAUCCAGAAUUUAACCGAGUUUUAUGAUGACAACAGAACACAAUUUGCUCCGAUGCUUGGUAGCUGUGGUGCAAGUUUUGUGGAUCCUCGUGGAAAGCUUCUCGGUCGUUCCUAUGAUAUUUUAGGCUUGUAUUCAACUUUUGUAUUCCAGAAGCCUGAUCCGGAUGCAAUACCUCCUGUUGUAACACCUGACUUGCAUGAUCCUGAUAGUGCUCAUGAAGAGGAGUGGCUCCGGAGGCAGCCGGCAUCAGCGGAUGAUGGGAGGCGCUCACAUCCCGAUGUGAUUCCCAUGGAUCAUGAGAAAGGCAUCCUGGGUCCUGGACCUGCAGAUAUGAGGCUAUAGUUUACUUUCAGAUGCAGCUGAACUUGGAUAAUGAUUCACAACGAAUGACGAUAAAUUCACGCUGAUGGUUGACCGAAGAUUGUAUCUCGGUUAAAUCCACCAGGCCAAAUUCAGCAGUGUUAGAAAUAGUAAUAACAUAUGGUGCUAAAAGCAGUGUAUCUGUGUGCAUGCAAUUUAUCCAAAACUACUCUGAGGUUUUAGUGUAACAUUUAACAGGCAAAUCUCACUGAUGAAUUUGUCGACA